Messenger RNA from Phyllotreta striolata, 4324 nucleotides. NCBI's taxonomy places the organism in Eukaryota, Metazoa, Arthropoda, Insecta, Coleoptera, Chrysomelidae. The record is from the annotation of a GenBank genome assembly.
CUAUUUUUGGCUCCAGAAAAGCGUAAAGAUAUUUUAUAAAAAAUUCCUAUGCAUGUAUAAGUGUGACAUAAUGGGUAGCAUGUUUUUCGAAUUUUAUACAAAAUACUGGACUUGCUUUAGUUUAAGAAUAUUUGAAUGGAUAAUUAUUAAAUUUUAGUGUUCACUCAGAUAAUUAAUUUUUGAUAGCGAUUAAUUCAAUUAUAAACCGACGAUAACAAUCAAAAAAUAUAGGUACCUAUUAUAUGUCUCCAAGUCACAAAUAAUCGCAAAUUUGUCUGAUCGAUAACAAACCGAACAUUUCAAUAAAACUUCCAUGAAUUUUUUUCGCACCCAUCCAAUUAGAUAAGAUGUCUAUGAGCUUCACCACGCUAAUAGUAUUGGCAGUCGAUACCCUCGCCACAUCCGGGGACAUAACGAUGACAUGGACCUCUCCGAUGUUCUCCAAACUCUCCUCCAACGAUUCCUCGGUGAAUCCCCUUCCGCGGCCCAUCACCAACCAAGAAGGAGCCCUCAUCGGAUCGCUGCUCAACAUCGGAGCCAUGCUCGGAGUCGUCCCGUUCAGCUUCAUCUCCGAACGCUUCGGUAGGAAAAAGGCCCUGUUAACCAUAGGAGUCUUCCACGUAAUCGCGUACGGUACAAUGGCGUUCGCCCGGCGAGUGUGGCUCUUCUACUUCGGAAGGCUCUUCGGUGGACUAGCCGUAGGCGGGGGGUACACCAUACUGCCCAUGUACAUAGCCGAAAUAUCCGAGGAGUCCAAAAGAGGAUACCAUUCGAUGACCUUGACAGUUUUCUGGGCCAUCGGCAACUUUCUACCAUAUCUAGUAGGACCUUUCGCUUCUGUUAGGUCCUUCAAUUUGAUCAACGCCGCCUUCCCGACGUGUUUUCUUCUGGUCUUCUCCCUCAUAGGUAAAGAGAGCCCCUUCUACCUAGUGGGAGCCGGUCGACUGGACGAAGCCGAGAAGGUGCUGGUAACAGUAAGAUCAGCAGAUCCAAUAGAAGCGGAAGACGAGUUGAAGCGCAUUCGAGCCUCCAUCGAGAAGGAAAAAGAAACUCCUCCUACGCUGAGGAACGUCGUCGCCAAUCCGGGCAUACGGAAGAGCUUCGUAAUCGCCUUUGGAUUGGUGUCGUUCCAGCAAUUCUCCGGCUGGAACGCCAUCACCUUCUACCUGCAGCCGAUCUUCGACGGUUCCGGCAUCGAUCUACCGUCGUACCUCUCCUCGAUGAUAGUGGGAGCGUCCAUACUCGUCUUCAGCCUGCCGGCGCCUUUCUUGGCGCACAAAUUCGGAAGGAAAACGCUGCUGGCGGCUUCCGCCGGUUCGAUGGCGGUUUGUUUGGCCGUACUGGGCGCCUUCUUCACGCUCAAAGACAGGGUCAAAGCGGACGUGUCGGGGGCGUCUUGGGUACCGGUGGCGUUUCUGGUCGUCCUCGUGCUGGGGUUCGAGAGCGGCUUGGCCUGCCUGCCGUGGACGAUUUCCGCGGAGAUCUUCCCGAAGAACGUGAAGAAAUGGUCGGCGUCGGGGACGUGCGCCGUGACGUACUUCACGUCGUUCCUGAUGACGCAGUUCUUCGACGAUAUGAGGAGGGGUUUGGGCACCGACGGGACGUUCUUCUUCUACGCGGGGUUCAGCGCGCUGUGCGUGGUGUUUACGGUGGUCUACGUGCCGGAGACCAGGGGGAAGACGUUCGUGGAGAUACAGGAGUUGCUGCGGAGGUGAGGUUGGUAAGUGUUUGGUGGAUAAUUGCGGUAUCUCGUCGAUUUUGAAUUGAAUGGAUGGAGGCGAUAAAAUCGAUUCUUUCAGGUUUUAUCAUUAAAGUAGUUAAUUGUAAAUUGCGUAUGGGUAUUUAUUUGCUUUAGCUAGAUAUUGUAGUGUUUUUUUUGAGCGUGACUUACGUACUUCCCAUAUCUCGUUCAUUAAUUGUACAUGUGUUUUUAAUGAUUCAUUAAGUAUUUAUUUCAGUAAAAUUUCCUCUUUUAAUUGAUCAGCAAGAUACACACGAUUACAGUUUAUUUAAAAUUUUAGUUUGACAGUUUUGACAUUUUAUUUAAAAUUUCUUAUUUGACAUUUAAAUGACAGUCACAGCAUACUAAUAAAAAUUCUACUAAUAGCGUAUAUGGAAAGAAUAAUAUAGCUUAUUGCAUAAUAUAUGCGAGAAACAAGGAUAGGUGAUAUUUACUAUGCUCUUUAUAUCUGCUAAAAAUUAUAAUUUUAAUAAUAAACUAGAGAUUUUUUAUCAAAUUAAUAUUCUUAACAAUUCAUCCAGUAUAGCAAAUAUAUUGCGUUCUGCAAAGGUAAUAAACAUUUAUUUGUAAUUCUUCAAUAAAUACAUUUUAAAACAUUCAAUAUGUCUUAUCAAUUAAUCAAAUAAAAAUUAUCUACAGGUAAGCUUGAAAUUUCAAUAACCUUAUUUGCACAUAACAUUUACGUAGCCACAUAAAAUUUACGUACUUUCGAAGACCUUCGUGCUAUUGUUUCGUCGAAUGGAAAUUUUUUACCUGUAAUUUCUCUUUAAAUAACGAAAAAUAUCUCUAUUGUACGUCGUAUAUCUCUCGGUUAAUUUUACACCGCAUUUUCACUCAAACAUACAACGUUAUAUGUACGUUGCAUGACAUUUGACGUUUGCAUGACAGCAACUAGCCUACUAAAAAAAUCGUGUUAAUAAUUAAUAAUUUUUUAUACACUUUAUGAAAUACAGGAAUACCAAGGAUUAAUGUUAGUAGAUAAAUUACAAAUAAAUAUAUAUUUAGGUAUAACAAGUUUUGAAUAAAAAAACAAUCGCGUACACUAAUAAAUAAAAAAAUAAUAUUGUCUAUCCCUAUACACUGUGCUCCACUUCCGAUUGCAACAUGGUCAUUUUUAUGAGUGGAACAGAGCAACAAUAUUUAAAAUGACAGUUGUGACACAAAUGUCACUCUUGCCUUUUCCUUUAUAAAUGUCUAAUGGAAGUUGUCUUUAUCGCACCCAUGGCCUAUAUAACCUAUGUUGCGAUCAAAAACAGAGCAACCUGUAUAGCCUCACAUCUCAUCUCUUCAAUUCGUCCUGGAUCUGCUCCAGCGACUUCCCCUUCGUCUCUAUAACGUAAAACACGGUGAAGAAUAUCGAACCGGCGCAGCAAAACGAGAAGAUCCAAAAGCACCAGGCCAGCCCGAUGCUCUCCUGCACGGCGUUAAAGUACUUCACGAUCAGGAACCCCAUCAGCCAGCACACCACCGACGUCAGCGUCGACCCCAGCGACUUGACGUUCGACGGGUAGAGCUCGCCCAUGAUGGUCCACGGCAGGGGCCCGCUGCCCACGUUGUACGUCAGCAUGUAGACGAUGAGCAGCACGAUCGGCAGGAACGCCACGCCGGAGAGGUCCUUGUGCAGGGUGUCGUUCACGUAGCUGUAGACGCCCAGCGGCGCCUCGGACAGCACCAUUCCCACGCCGGAGGCGAUCAGCAGGAUCUUCCUGCCGAGCCGGUCGAUCAGCACCGACGACAGGAAGCUCGAUACGAGCUGGACGACGCCGAUGAUGAUGGAGCACACGUUGGGAUCCAAGGAGGAGCCGGCGUUUUUGAAUAUGCUGCCGGCGAACGAGAGCACGGCGUUGAUGCCGGAGAGCUGUUGGAAGGCGAUCAAACCCAAGCCUAUGAUGAAGGCUUUGCGGUUGCCCGGUAUCGUGAUGAGAUCCGCCAGGCUGGCUUUGCCUUCGGCUUCGAGCGCCUUUUCAAUCGCCGAUAGCUCUUCGCUGACGUGGGUGGUGCCUCUGAUCCUUUCUAAGCUGCCUCGAGCUUUGAUCGGCUGCCUCUUUUUCAGCAGAUGCGUCGGGGUUUCCACCGCGUACACGUAGAAACCGACCAAGAAAGUUAUGGGGAAAACGGCGCAGAUCAGAUUGAAAGCUAGCAGGCUUAUGUAGGGGCCCAAGCAGUAGGUGAAGAGCAUCCCCAAGCAGAGGAAGAGGUUCAACAAGCCGCCCAUUAAGCCUCUGUUUGAACUAUCGGCUAUUUCGCCGAUGUACAUAGGCAUCACGGUGAACAAACCGCCGGUGCCCAAUCCGGUGAUGAAUCUGGAGAAGUAGAAGGCGUAUACGUUCUUUAUGAAGGCCAUUAGAAGGUAGGAUAUGGCGACGGGGAUUCCGAUGCCGAUCAAAGUGAGCUUCCUGCCGAUGCUGUCGGCUAGGUAGCCGAAGAGGAAGGGGCCGAAAACGGCUCCGAGGUGGAGGGAAGAUGUCACCCAUGUGCCCUCGUCGCUGGUGAUUCCCACUGUGGAAUUGAGCUUGUCUAUUUCAGGCGAAGCCCACGUUAAGGCCGUACCCACCGAGAAACUGAGAAGAUUUCCUGCAAAUG